CAUUAAACUAAAACAUAGUUACAUUUUCCUUUCUCUCUCUUUUCAUUCUUUUGUUUGAAAAAUCAUCAAAAAGUUCAUUACAUCUUCCCAGGUUUUGAAUCUGAAAACAAAGAUGAAGGACGCAGAUGUUUCAAGGCAGAUCCAGCAGAUGAUCAGGUUCAUCCGCCAAGAAGCCGAGGAGAAAGCUAAUGAAAUAUCCGUUGCUGCUGAAGAAGAAUUCAAUAUCGAGAAGCUGGAAAUACUUGAAGCUGAAAAGAAAAAAAUCAAGCAAGAGUAUGAACGAAAAGCCAAACAGAUUGACGUUCGUAGAAAAAUUGAAUACUCAACACAAUUGAAUACAUCCCGAAUAAAAGUGCUUCAAGCACAGGAUGAUGCAGUGAAUUCCAUGAAGGACGCUGCUAGAACGGGUCUUUCGGGUCUCUCAAAUGACAAGAAAGUAUACAAAAAACUCGUCAGAGACAUGAUUAUUCAGGGUUUACUACGCUUGAGGGAACCAUCUGUGCUGAUAAGAUGCAGAGAGAGUGAUCGUAAGCUAGUUGAGUCGUUGAUAGAGGAAGCCAAAAAAGAAUAUUCAGAGAAAGCAAACGUGCAAGCCCCUAAAAUUACCCUUGAUGAUCGUGUUUAUCUCCCACCACCACCUAAGAAAAAUGCUGCCACGGAUUCCCACGAACCUUUUUGCUCUGGAGGAAUAGUGUUGGCCUCAGAGGAUGGGAAGAUUGUGCUGGAAAACACCCUCGAUGCACGGUUGGAUGUUAUUUUUCGACAGAAACUGCCCGAGGCAUAUAAGAAAGAUGUUGUUAGCUUGAACACAACAUGCUUCAGUUUGAACUCUCUCACUUUUGAAAUUGAAGAUUAA
Messenger RNA from Vigna angularis (adzuki bean), 856 nucleotides. Its product is annotated as V-type proton ATPase subunit E2. The transcript is spliced from 6 exons. Gene Ontology annotation, cellular component: proton-transporting two-sector ATPase complex, catalytic domain. Gene Ontology annotation, molecular function: proton-transporting ATPase activity, rotational mechanism. Lineage: Eukaryota; Viridiplantae; Streptophyta; Magnoliopsida; Fabales; Fabaceae. Gene Ontology annotation, biological process: proton transmembrane transport. Bases 113 to 856 code for a protein of 247 amino acids. The record is from RefSeq and is a predicted model, not a curated record.